AAAAAAAAAAAAAACCAUUUUAUAUGGGGGGAAUAAUUCGAAAUACGCAAAAUUAAGGAACACCAUAGCAAAAUCUGAACCCAAAAUUCAAAAACAAUAAAUAACAAAAAUGGAGGGUGCUUUCGUCAUUAUACGUCUAAAAGCAACAGUAUGGAAAGGUCGCCUUUAAGUGAGAGAAACUGAUAGAUGUCACCAUUGUCCCGUCUCGGACGAGGAAAAAGCUCCGGAAAUCUCUCGUCUACCGUUUCAGCCUCCAAAUAACCAAUAAAUAACAUUCAGUGCCACUACUGUCAUCCUUCCCUCGGCUCUCUCUCGCCGGUGAUCUCCCUCCAUUCUAUUUCUAGCUCUCUCUCUAGGUUUCUCUUUCUAUCUCCAUUUCGUUUGGCGACAACGACUUGCUAAGGCUUUUUUCUAUAGACAAACAAAUUCAUAUACAAGUUUCUAUAUAUAUAUAUAUUUAUGUAUAUUUAUCUAGGUUGCGGCUUCUAGUACUGUUACUGGAAGGUAGAGAGUUUCGAUUUUUCGGGAAGAACGUGAAUGGCAAUAGUUUUUCUGAUAGUUUAGCUUCAAAUUUCAAACCAUUCGAGCUCAAUUUCAGAUCUGGAUCUGUUGAUUUUGAUUACCUGAUGGUCCUUUUGAUGUACGCAAGAUUGUGUUUUGAUCUGUGAAUGAUAAAUUAGGGUUGAAGUUUGAAGAUUCGAUGCUUUGCUCUUUUCUGUGUUAGAUAGCUUGUGUUUACCGGAAAAAGAAGUCUUGGUAAGGUUUAUUGAGUGAUUAGUCGUCAUUUUACGGCUUAAGCUUUAGAGACGAUUGAUUUGGGAAUGAAUCGAAGUUUUAGAGCUCCGGAAUCGCAAAUGACGGCCGCGUUGAAGCAGAGGCAGCAAGUUGGGAGUCUCAUGAAUUCGAUGAUGAAGGAGAAGGAGGAUGAGCUCGCAUUGUUUCUCGAUAUGAGGAAACGCGAAAAGGAGCAGAACAAUCUUUUCUUUCAAAACUCGGAAGAGUUUGAUGUUCCGCUAGGAUCAAAACCAGGCAGUUCUCCCAUAUUCAGUAUUACAUCAUCAACCCCGGCUCGCAGGACUGGAGCUGAUGACUUCCUCAAUUCUGACAAUGAGAAAAAUGAUUAUGACUGGCUUCUAACACCUCCUGGCACUCCUCUUUUUCCUUCAUUGGAGAUGGAAUCACAGAAAACAGUUAUGAGUCAGAUUGGAACUCCUAAAGCUCACCCUACAGUGCUGAAAUCUAGACUAGCAAACUCUCAGCCAGAACCUGCUGCAAGGAGCAACUUAGCAUCUAGACAGCCAGCUUCAAUCCCUGGGUUGAAUACUUCAAGUAUAGGAAUUCGCAGGCCAUCGUCAUCAGGGGGUCCAGGAUCAAGACCUGCAACACCAACUGGGCGCUCCGCGUUGACCACAGCUUCAAAACCUGCGUUGACCACGGCAUCUAAAUCCACGUUGACUGCGACAUCUAAACCAACACUGUCUGCCGCGUCCAAACCUUCAAGGUCUUCCUCUACACCUAUUUCUCGGGCUACAUUACCUUCAACUAAGCCCACGAUCCCAGCAAGAUCUUCUACUCCUUCGUCAAGGACUACUGCAAGAUCCUCUACUCCUUUGUCGAGGACUACCGCAAGACCCUCUACUCCUUUGUCAAGGACUACGACAAGAUCUUCAACGCCAACACCUACACCCUCUGUUCCUGCUUCCAAGCCAACAUCAAGAGCAGCGACACCAACUCGUAGACCAUCCGCACAGUCAACUGUGACAAACACGUCUGCUCCUCCUGUUAAGUCUCCUUCAGUUACCAAGUCAGCUCCCAUGACAGCAAGAAAUCCAGUGCAAUCACGUGGUAGUUCCCCAACUGUAAAAUCCAGACCAUGGAAGCCUUCAGAGAUGCCAGGUUUCUCCCUCGAUGCACCGCCGAAUUUAAGAACCACACUUCCUGAAAGGCCACUUUCAGCCACUAGAGGGAGGCCUGGUGCACCCAGUGCUCGAUCUUCUUCUGUUGAGGCUGGUUCUAAUGGGAGGACUAGACGACAAUCAUGCUCUCCCUCAAGAGGACGCCCCCCUAAUGGCAUUACUCAUAGCAGUGGAAGCUCUGUUCCUGCAAUGAGUCGUGCAUAUUCUAAAGCUAAUGAGAAUGUGAGCCCUGUUCUAAUUGGAACCAAGAUGGUGGAACGGGUAAUAAAUAUGCGGAAACUGGCACCACCAAAGCAAGAUGACAAAAAUUCUCCUCAUAGUAACUUAUCUGGGAAAUCUUCAUCUCCAGAUAGCUCGGGCUUUGGAAGAACACUCUCAAAGAAAUCAUUGGAUAUGGCUAUAAGGCAUAUGGAUAUAAGGCGAAGUAUUCCAGGUAAUCUACGACCACUAAUGACAAAUAUUCCAGCAUCCUCUAUGUACAGCGUGAGAUCAGGGCCUACACGUAGCAGGACAGUUAGUGUUUCAGAUUCCCCUCUUGCAACGAGCAGUAAUGCCAGUUCUGAAGUAAGUGUCAAAAACAAUGGCAUCUUUCCAGAUGGAAUCGAAGUAGAGGAUGAUUUUAACAGUGAGAAAGGUGUCCGAUCUCCUGCCAGUGUCCAGGGAAGGUGAUAUUCUGGACCUACUACUAUUAACAGACGAAGCUGCUUUGCAAAUCCAUUUGUCUUUUCAUUUUGGAUCUGUAUCAGCACAACGGCUGAAAGCAAAUUCGUUUCCAGGUAUAGCUGACACGGGUAUGGGUUAUGAUUAAUGUAAAGUUGAGUGGAUGAUUGGGUUAAGUUCGUAUCAGUCAGAGCUUUUGUAUUAUUAGAAUCUCAAUUCUAGAUGAACCGCCUUGCUGGUUCAUUUCCCGUGUUGUGAGGCAUUAUGAACUUGCUGUAAAAUGUUAAAAUCUUUUUAUUCUGGAUCUGAAUUUGACUACCCACUACCCCAAUUUGCUUACUUGACAAAAUUACUAGUGCACGCUUCCUACCCCAAGGUGCAAAGGUUCGGAAAGGACACCACUAUAUCUGCCACCACUAUAUCUGCAUUCGCCUUGAUGUGAUGGUCACGUGGAAACAAGAGAGGAACUUGAGGAAGAAGCUCAGUCACUGGUGGAGAUAGAGCUGCUCAUUCUGUAACAUGUCCUGGAAUAUUAUUUUAUUUUAUUUGAUUUUGUUAGGAACUUCGAAGUGAAAAAUAUAAGAAUACAAAAAGUUGUUAGCAUAUUUUGCUGCUUAUGCAGUCAUACUUUCUUUGCUGA
Molecule: messenger RNA, 3216 nt
Organism: Cornus florida
Lineage: Eukaryota; Viridiplantae; Streptophyta; Magnoliopsida; Cornales; Cornaceae
Exons: 5
Coding region: 822-2585 (587 amino acids)
Biological process (GO): cortical microtubule organization
Cellular component (GO): cortical microtubule
Source: RefSeq, a predicted model, not a curated record